This is a messenger RNA of Micropterus salmoides (largemouth bass), 8565 nucleotides long. RefSeq names its product kinesin family member 5A, b (gene kif5ab). The transcript has 29 exons. Bases 432 to 3674 code for a protein of 1080 amino acids. Gene Ontology annotation, molecular function: microtubule motor activity; microtubule binding; ATP binding. The record is from RefSeq and is a predicted model, not a curated record. Lineage: Eukaryota; Metazoa; Chordata; Actinopteri; Centrarchiformes; Centrarchidae. Gene Ontology annotation, biological process: microtubule-based movement; mitotic spindle organization.
UAUCCAGACACUGCCGACCGGACUAGUUUGGAAUAUACUCCCCAUUUACAACUCUCCAUUUGUGCACCAACGCUCAGAUGCACCUGAGUUUGCUUUGAGGGCAUUUGAAACCGGAACCAUUUGCAAACUGGUUCUUUUUUUCUUCUUCUUUUUUUGUUUUUUGUUUUACAUGUAUUUAAUGAAUUUGGCUGUUGUCUCUCCCAAAACUCGUAGUUUUCCGUUACUCCAAAUGCUUCGCCUGCCAGUAUCGCUCUGCAUGUGGGUAUAAACGGUGGUUUCAGCCUGCGUCCAGGUGGUUUUCUUGAAAGGGUUGCACAGGGAAUAUUUCGUUUUUUAAAUUUAGAUAAAGAAAAUCCUCUUUAUCUUUUGGAAGCGCGUCCACUAUUUCCCCUCCCCACACACACACACACACACACACACACACACACACAAUGGCUGAUGCUAACGCGGAAUGCAAUAUCAAGGUGUUGUGUCGAUUUCGUCCACUGAACAAGUCCGAAAUUAUCCGCGGAGAUAAGUUCAUCCCAAUAUUUCAAAGAGAAGACACUGUCAUCCUCGGGGGGAAGUCCUACGUGUUUGACCAGGUGUUCCCCACUAACACCACCCAGGAACAGGUCUACAACACCUGCGCCAAGCAGAUUGUCAAAGAUGUACUGGCUGGAUACAAUGGGACUAUCUUUGCUUAUGGGCAGACCUCCUCUGGAAAAACACACACCAUGGAGGGAAACCUUCAUGAUCCAGAGGGAAUGGGAAUCAUCCCCCGGAUCUCAGAGGACAUUUUCGAACAUAUAUUUGCCAUGGAUGAGAACCUAGAAUUCCACAUAAAGGUCUCCUACUUUGAGAUCUACAUGGACAAAAUCCGUGACCUGCUGGAUGUGACAAAAACCAACCUGUCAGUUCAUGAAGACAAACACAGAGUUCCUUAUGUGAAGGGCUGCACGGAGCGAUUUGUCACAAGCCCAGAGGAAGUGAUGGAUGUGAUAGAUGAAGGGAAGGCUAACCGUCAUGUUGCUGUCACCAACAUGAAUGAACACAGUUCCCGCAGUCAUAGCAUCUUCCUGAUAAACAUCAAACAAGAGCACGUGGAGACAGAGCAGAAGCUGUGUGGGAAGCUGUACCUGGUCGACCUAGCUGGUAGUGAAAAGGUCAGUAAGACAGGUGCUGAGGGAGCAGUGCUGGAUGAGGCCAAGAACAUCAACAAGUCUCUGUCGGCCCUGGGGAACGUCAUUUCAGCCUUGGCUGAGGGAACGAAAUCCCAUGUGCCGUACCGUGACAGCAAAAUGACUCGCAUCUUACAGGACUCGCUGGGCGGGAACUGUCGCACCACCAUGUUUAUCUGUUGCUCUCCCUCCAGCUACAAUGAUGCAGAGACCAAAUCCACCUUGAUGUUUGGCCAACGAGCCAAGACUAUUAGAAAUACUGUAUCCGUGAACCUUGAGCUCACAGCAGAGCAGUGGAAGAAGAAGUACGAAAAGGAAAAAGAGAAGAACAGGUCAAUGAAGGAGACUCUUCAAAGACUGGAGGCUGAGCUGAACAUCUGGAGGAACGGUGAGGAUGUUGUUGUGUUAGAGCAUCUGAGCCCGGAAUCUGAAGACAUUCCCCUGGUGCCUCCCAAAACUGAGGAGCCACAUCCUGACAUCUGCAGCCCCUGCAGCCCUUGCUCAGUUGCCUCCUCCAUUGUGGUUCAUAUAUCUGAGGAGGAGCGGCAGAAGUAUGAGGAGGAGAUACGCAAGCUUUACAAACAGCUGGAUGAUAAGGAUGAUGAGAUCAACCACCAGAGCCAGAUGGUUGAGAAACUGAAGGAGCAGAUGCUCGACCAGGAGGAGCUUCUCGCAUCAUCCAGAGGUGACAGCGAAAAGGUGCAGUCGGAGCUCGGCAGACUGCAGACAGAGAAUGAAUCUGCUAAGGCUGAGGUGAAGGAAGUCCUCCAGGCCCUGGAGGAGCUGGCAGUCAACUACGACCAGAAGAGCCUGGAGGUUGAAGAGAAGAGUGUGCAGAACAAGCUCUUGGCUGAAGAGCUUGCAAAGAAAAUGGCUCACCUCAUGGCUUUAGAGGCGGAGCUGUCCCGUAUCCAGCAAGUGAGCACCCACCAAAGGAAACGGAUCGCUGAGAUUCUCAACGGGCUGAUGAGGGACCUGAGUGAGUUCAGCACCAUCGUUGGUAACAGAGACAUCAAGCUGCCCAUGGAGAUCACUGGUGUGAUCGAGGAGGAGUUCACAGUGGCUCGCCUUUACAUCAGUAAGAUAAAGUCAGAGGUGAAGUCCAUGGUGAAGCGUUGCCGCCACCUGGAGAAUCUUCAGAUGGAGGGUCACCGCAAGAUGGAGGAGACGGGCAGAGAACUGUCCUCAUGUCACCUCCUCGUUUCACAGCAUGAGGCAAAGAUCCGCUCUCUAACAGAGUACAUGCAGAAUGUGGAGCGGAAGAAGAGACACCUGGAGGACGGCUAUGACUCUUUGAGCGAGGAGCUAGCUAAAUUCCAAGCUCAAGAGAGCAUGUCACAGGUGACCAGGGGGCAGAAUCACACUUCUGUCCAGGAUUCCAGUGAUAUUAAGAGGGCUCUGGAGCUGCAGAUGGAGUCACACCGUGAGGCGCACAGCAAACAGCUUGGCCACCUGCGAGACGAGAUCAAUGAGAAGCAGAAGAUCAUCGACGACUUAACUGAUUGUAACCAGAAGCAGCAGCUGGAGUUGGAGCAACUGCACUGUGACUUUGAACGUCUCAGGAGCCAAGAGCAUCACAAGAGCCGGCAGCUGGAGGAACUGACAUUUCUCCAUGAGCGACAUGAGCAGUCAAAGCAGGACCUCAAAGGGCUGGAAGAGACUGUUGCACGUGAGCUCCACACCCUGCACAACCUCCGCAAGCUUUUUGUUCAAGACCUCACGACUCGAGUUAGAAAAAGUGCAGGGAUGGAGCCUGAUGAUAGUGGGGGAUAUAUCACCCAGAAACAGAAGAUUUCCUUUCUUGAAAACAACCUGGACCAGCUUACGAAAGUUCACAAACAGCUGGUACGUGACAAUGCAGAUCUUCGCUGUGAGCUUCCAAAACUGGAGAAACGUCUUCGGUCUACAGCUGAGCGAGUUAAGGCGCUGGAGGGUGCGCUGAAGGAGGCGAAGGAAGGAGCCAUGAAGGACCGCCACCGGUACCAGCAGGAGGUGGAGCGCAUCAAAGAUGUGAUGAGGGCUCGCAAUCCCUUCCGCCGGCCCCACGCUGCGCAGAUAGCCAAGCCUGUGCGCCCUGGCCACUACCCAGCAUGCUCUCCCACCAACCCCUUCUUCAUCCGAGGCUACAGCGAUAACCCCAUGGCCUUCUGCAAAGCUGGUUUCCACAACAGCAACAACCAAGAAGCAGCCGCUCCUGCCACUCCUGCAACACAAGAGAGUGAGCCCACUUUACCCGAGACCAACUCCAAUCAGAACAGCCCUGUUAAACACAUCAACUCCCAAAACAAUGAUUCACUCGACAACGACGCUCAGGACCACAUGCUUCCAGCUGAACCACAGCGGCAAACAGACAAGAACACCGCAGAGAUGCUUGAUUCAGAAAAUGGAAACACUACAGAUAUCAAUGACAACAGCAUGUGUCUGAAUGUCAAUUCUGUGUCCAGAACUGACAUAUGUGACAAUCAGGAUCCAGCCAAACUCUACAGCCUGCAGCCAGAGACUUCAGCCAGCUAAUAGUCCUGAGCAGGCAGACGUUUCUUCGGAGGCCUCCUCUGUAAAUCUGCAUGCAGCUGAUCACUGUCCUCCAAGCCUCUCCUUCCUCUCCCAUCCUCACCUGCUGUAAACAGACCUCUGUCUCUCCUGUGUCCCUUUUCCUCCCUUUGCUUGCUCCUCUUCAAUCCCUUCUCCUUGCUGUACAAUGACACGGGGUGUAUGUGGGAAUUGGUAGGAUCCAUGCCAAGCACUGCAUCUCAAAUUCCCAAUCUGGCAGCUCAUACCCAUUUUGUUGCACACCCUCCACAUGACUUGGAAAACAAAGGGACCACAAAUAGAAAGGCGGAGAAGAGAAAGUAAUAAUAAUCCUUAUUAAAGUGCAGUGCUGUAGGUAACCACUAGGGUGUGCUGUUUCUCUCAGUGACGGGAUCACACUGGACAUAAAAAACAGUACUUUCAUACAACUUUAAACUGAGGUCUUUAUUAUUAUUAUUAUUAUUAUUAUUUUUAUUACUAAACAUGCAUAUGGAUCUGAAAACUCCAAGGUAAACUGUGUUAAAACACAUGAAAACAGCGUGAUCCUCAAGCUCACUUUACUAAUAUAAAUACUUUUGACUGUGCAUGUUGAUUUUUGAUGUUGGUCUAGCUUUUUCUCGGAAAAAAAAUAAAGAGGAAGAGAGCAAGUGGGGCAACAUUAUAAUAAAAUGUUUCAGUCUAAACACCAGUACAGGAGAAGUACUGGAAGCCAGUGUAAAUGGGAAAUGCAGUCUGUUUAAAGGCAUUAUUCAAUACCUUUGUUAUUGUCAAAAAAUCCUAUGAAAAGCAAAACCAAAACCAUCAAUGCAUUACUCUGCCUCUCAGUAUUGGGUUAGCCUGCCUGUGGCUCUCAGUCACAAGCCAAGUGAUGUAAAUCUUUACAAACAGGACUUCCGUAUAUAGUUUAAUUUUGAAAAAGCCUCAGUAAUUUCCUAAAACAGCUGGGCACUGCAGUUUUUCGCAAGCAUUACUCAAACAUGAGUAAAUAGCACAGUUGUUGGGGACUAUUUUCAGCCGCGGAUUAAUUCACAUUUGGCGCACUAGUGAGUUUUUACAGAAGCAGGAUGGUGUAUUUUUGAUUUUGACAAAGUAAAAUACAGUGCACAUAUUCAUGGGGAUGAAGAAAUGUUAUCCACUGCAUCAAAGUGGCUCAUUGAUGUGUUAUUUGGAAAGAAUGGAGGUUGAUGGCACAUGUUGUAAGCUACUGUAAGUCAGGCUUUAGAUGCCAUAUUGCAAUACUUAGUAGUAGUAGUUCAUUGUUGGUUAUUGUCUUCACAAUAGAAUAGAAAAAUAUAGAAUCACCAGACUUGUCAUUUAAAGCAAGCUUUUAAAAGUUCAGUUUCAGUCCAAACUGAAAGCAAUCACUAAUUUGUGAUUCUUUACUGUUGAUUCCCAAAAUAUCAGGCUAAUUGCAAUUUAAAUUCUUCGAAAGAGCGUUAGUAGUCAUAGUAACAAUAUAGUCCAUAACUGCUGUUGCCAGGUAGGUAGACUUACACACACACAAAACUAAAAAAACACAUACACAGACCUGCAGUAGUUCCAACUUGGCCAAGCUUUUAUUUACACAAUAGAUGGUUUCUGACAUUUGACCGUCUUUAAUCAAAUUUAACAAAGGAUUAAGUUUAUACAUACAGUACAGUAUGUAACUCCUCAAGACUCUUCAUCAGACACAUCAGUUUUAUAUUUUGGUACCCUUGGAGGAUAUAUUUCAGACACUGUUUUUCCUCUUGUUAGAUUAAGAGCUUUGAAAUCUUAAGGCAUCAGAUGGCUCUGGUAGUGGCAGAAAGAACCAUAGUGUUAAAACAGGGAGUUGGUUAGAACAUUGUUUAAAAUAAAACAUACUCGUAGUAGAGAGACUUUUAAGCUGUACAUUAUCCCUACAAAAGCUGCCUGUCAGGGAUUGUUAUGUGUGAUAUUCAGUCAUUGUCAUGUAAACCAAAAGAAUGACAGAAUGGAAAAAAAGAAUUGUGUAACAAAUAUUUUUAUACUGCUAGUUGUAGUUUAAAAGACAAAAUAUUACCUAUCAUUUGCUCUAUUUUGUUCUAAUGUUAGUUAUUUGCUAGUUAUUCUCAAUGUAUAGCAGUUUGGGAAUGUGAAUCAAUAUCAUUUGUUUUUAUGUGCAAAUGUAUCAUGGUGAGAUUGUUUCUUACACUGCAGAAUGCUCUAGAUUUCAGAUUUCCACUGUUGUGAAAAAUGGGUGCAUAUGUGCAGUUGCUGUUCCAAUGUGAAUUUGUUUAGGAGGUGGCUAAUCAUCAUCUCAGACUGAAACCAAAGCCCCAGUUGUAAUGAGUCAUUUAAAGAGGAUCUUGUUCUGCAAUAGUCCAUGUAAGCUCUGAUGGAGACAUAACCCAAGGGUUACUAUAAGUUAUCAAGAGCUGAUACAGCCUCGUCUUAUCCCUCUGACAUACCCUCAGAUAAAGCACCUCAUCAACAAAUGAGGUGUUUGACCUUUGACCCCAAAACAGAGAGAUAUUGCAUACCCUGUAUUACUUGGGUGCAUUCUGAGCAGAGUCACUCCUGGCGUCCCAUCAAACUCUCUGAUGACCUCCUGAUCAGCCAGUCAGGAUGAGAGAGUGAAGGGUGACAGUUGAGGGACUGUAUGUAUGUGUGUGUGUAUGUAUGCAUGUGUGUAUUUUGAGAGAGAAGAGGAGCUGUAUCUUCUUGGCAGAGUCUCUUACUUUUGGAUUUUCUGGGAUCCUUUUAACAAAACAGACCAGAGGGGUGUACUACGAAGCAAGUUCGACACAGCCAGGCUUUCUUUACGUUAUCUGGCGCGACAAAGCAUAAAAUAUAUCGGGGUGUAGAUGGGUAUUACGACAGUGGUCUUCAACUUUCUUUGUUAACCUAGUAACAAAGAAAGUUGAUGACCACCGUUGUAAUACCCAUCGAUUUCUUCAUCAGGCUCUGUGCAUCUUCCCUCAAAAGGGGGCGUUUGGCACGUCUUUAGACUCUUCUUCCACUCAAAAUGGACCAAUUGCAUGCCGCCGCCUUCAGCAACCGGUUGUUAAAAUGGAAAGCUAUGAAGAAUAUUUUAAAAAGUAUUACAACAAAAAGCUUCACUGUUGCUGCAAAUAAGGCCUCCCUUUUAUUUCUAACGUGACAGCUGCACCUUGUGAAGCUCUUAAACUCUAAACUUGAGAGAGCAUAUUUAAACAUUGCACUCAAGGACUGCGUUUAGAUCUGACACUGUCCUAAAACGAAGGAUACGCAGAAAUCAUUUUAAUUUUGCGUGAUGAAAGUGAGAUGAAUUUUAUGGAUUUAAUAUUAUGCAUGAUAAAUAACAAUAGACUAAUCAAUUUUCUAAUCAGUGUUCUAUUAGCUGCAAUACCAGCAAUGUGAAACGGACAUGGCAGCAAAUCAGGACCGAGCAUAAAAACAUCAUCCGAAGUGGUCUGUAUUUGCUCUGCCUUCAAUAUUCAAUAUUCGAGUGUUGGUGAUAUGCUGUGUAAAACAUGUUAAGUUCUUCAGUCAGUGACAUUGACUGGACACUGAUAUAGAUCUGGAAUUGGUCCCCGGGCGCUGCACAGCGGCUGCCCACUACUCCCUUGAGGGAUGGGUAAAAUUCAGAGAAUGACAAUAAAUUGCCUUUACCUUUAAAUUUAAAGGGUUAAACAAACAGGGGAAAAAAUGUCUCUAUCAACUGAGUCCAUGUAGGUUCAGGAGGCGACUCGAUGCAAACAGUUUGUGCUACUCUAACUGCACAGCUUAGUUAAGUGGCACUACUACUGUAUGGCUUAAUCUCACUUCGUAGUACACCCCUCAAUAACGCUUUAGAUUACAGCCUGCAAAUUACAGUGUAAAUAUUUUGUACAUAAGAGGUACCAAUUACAUACUUAUGGGGUAACUAAUGGAUAGGCACGAGGAAAGAGGUACAACAGGCGGUUACAAAUUUGUUUAGAAAUAAAUUACACUUUAAUUGCCUUUUUGUUUUACUGGUUAACCUAAUGGUUUGUUCCCCAACAACAUGUAGUGCACAUCAUAUUAAUAAUAAUGUUUUUAAUAAUAAGUAUUUAACUGAAAGUAUUUAAAUUGUUUUUACAAUGUAAUUUCCAAACUAAAUUGUUUUUGUUAAGAUAUUAUCAUUUCAAAAUAAAUGAAACCAUAACUUAUUUCAUUGCGGUACUGGUACAACAAAAAGUUGUUCCCUUAACCUCUUACUCUUUCCUAUAUUUGUCCCAUAUAGUUACCCAGUAAGUAAUGUAUUGAUACCCUGUAUAUACUGAAUUAUUAUAUUAGUAAUCUAAACCAACAGACUCACUUGUCAUUAUUUUGAGGCUCAUCAGACAUACAUGAAGUAAUUUAUCACGCGCUUUUCUUUAUGCUUUAAGCCUUUUCACUGAUUAUCUAAGACUUCAGUAGACUUUCUCCAAAGGGUCGUAAAGGUUAUUGAACUUGAACAACAUUUUCAUUGAAUUUGAGUGUGUUUACAUAACCUGUAGAAACCAUGAGUUGAAUGUAAAUGCCCUUUUUUUUGCCAGUCUGCUGUUCAUCAAUGAAAUCUACAAAGAAACUAUUCUGACUAUUCUUCUGACAUGCACUAUGGUUGUUGCGUUCGGGUGAUUGAGUGUAGAUUAUUUUCCCUGUCUUAUCUGUUUGUAUUAUAGUAAUUGUAACCAAUUAGAAAAUAUUAUGGAAAGUUAAUAAAAUGUGAUGAUGUAGCCUAAAUAUGCAGAAGUACAACUAUGACAAGAAUGGUUGGGUGAUUUAAAAAAACAGGUGUCUGUUUGUACAUUUGUGCGUUGGUUGUUUUGUUUAUGGCGUGUGAUUUAGUGCAUGCACUACUUUCUGCUGUAGCUGAGCUGAGAAACAUUACUGUUAUCUCAUGAAAGCCACUUCAAUAAAGAUGAUCCUGUGUACAUAUCAUUAUUACACUGUC